AUGACAUCAUCAGAGUUUGUGUUCUCAAAUAAUCACCAUCCUCGCCUGUCCAAUGCACCUCGUUUUAAUUUACCUGUACCGUCGAAUGUAAAUGGCACUGAUGAUUUGAGAAGAUCGGCAUCAUGCGCAACAACUCCAACAUCGACAUCACCGGCGAACUUCUAUACACCUCUUCCUGUCCCUCAGAUCCGUUUUCCUCAACCGAAUAUGUUUGCUUUUCCGCGAUAUGCAGCACCACCAGCUCCAGCACUAACGAGAAAGCCAAUUCAUUUCAAGCCUCCUGAACAAGAUAUACUUGACAAGAAUUUUUUUCGAACAUUCAACAUGGAACAGAAAGAAGACAAUUCGGAAAAGAUUAACACAGCUAAUCCAGCAGCUUCUACCUAUUCGCCAAGUGACAGUUCAAAUUUGAUCGAUAUGACUAUUGAUCCACCAUCAGCUACGUUACUAACUGGUAAUGUCUUCGAGUUAUUUGAUCCAUUACAACAGCCAAAUCGGCCACGCUCUUGGCCAGCAAAACUCAACGAAGCUGGAACGACAACGAGUACACCUCCAUUUGUGACACCGACAAGUGAGGCAUCACCAACAUCCCUAGCAGGAGGAUUACCAAAGUCACCUGAAGCAUCAUCAACAUCCUCCUACCCGCAUCCAAUUAAAUUACGAUUGAAAUUAACAACAUUUCCUGAGAUCCAGUCUUUUAGCCGAGUCGUCCAACAAAUUCGAAAUGAGGCCCAAACAGAACAGGUAUCAGCCAAUGAAAUAUUCUAUUGUAAACGUGUUCAACGUUUAACAGCUCAACAUCUCGAACAAAAACAGUUACCGGUUACAUUGCAUAUAUUUGUCGACGGUGCCAAAGAACCUAUACGUCUAACGAAAAUCAGUUUACAAUCUACAGUUGCACAUAUUCUGUUUCAAUUAUUAGAAAUCACUCGAUUUGAUUACGAUCGAUCCAUACUUAAAUUACGUGCACGGGAAGAAUACUUACGGAACGAAGAUGUUCUUUGUGAUAUCGAAUAUGUUUAUGAUUGUAUUAAUUCAUUGAAACAGUUACAAUUUGUUCUUGUACAGAAACCAACAUAUUCAUCACAAAAUCAAGAGGAACAAACGAAUUACGCUAGCUUUGAACAAUUCUAUCUAGACCAACAGGAGAAAACUCAUCAUACUUUAACCUCAUCACUUGAUAUACCAACUGGAUCGCCAACAACUAAAAAAUCUAGAUCUUCACAUGGACUAUCAAGUCUACAUCGAACAAAAUCUUUGAAUACAACCAAACAGGCAGCAUAUUCUCAUCAAGCACACAUAGCGCAUUCAUCCAAUGCACCAUUUCUCGCGUCCGAUCCUCGUUGGUUAAAUGAAUUUCGUAAGGAUAUCAAUCAUAUUCUUUCCCAAAUUGAACAACGCUUCAAUCGUCUCGUCAUAUCUCAACAAUCAAAACUAUCCAUUAGUGAACAAAUCAAAACGAUCAAUGAAUUGAUUGGUUUCAUCCGAAACAUUCAAGUCACAUGUUCAUACAUUGAGUCUUCGUUGAUUGUCGAGAAACAGCGUGAAUUGAAAAUUUAUGCCGAUCAAUUGAUAAGAAAAUCUCAAACUAAUCGUGAACAACAACUGUCGCCAAAUACACAUCAAAAUUUAACGAGAUUAUUAUACGAUCUUCUGAUUACACUUGUAAAUUACAUUCAAACGUAUUGUUAUGCAUAUUUGAUUCCUUACGAAGUAGAAUUGUACGAUAAUGAGAACCAAACAAUCAAUAUCGAACAAUUAAAAUAUCCGCCCACGACGGAACCUGUGAUACCACGUCCAAUAACCGAAUCUUCCGAUCCAUUCAGCGUUUAUAUCGAUAGUCUAUUUUCCAUUCCACCAGAUUCGAGUAUAAAAACACUUCGUGUUGUCGUUCGUCUUUGUUAUGGAAACGAAACCAAAGCACGAGGUAUGAGCGAAGCGAAGUCAACUGUCCGGGAUAGUUAUCAUAGUGAGAAUGUUUCACUAAAACCACAAGUUCGUUUCGAUCAAUGGAUUUCAUUCGACGACGCUUGUCAUUGUGCAUUACAACGCGAAGCACUUCUACUGUUUGAAGUCUUUGCCAGUUUUGCCGAUGAACUCGAAUUAUCUUCAUCACAUUUCUAUGAAGUAUUUGAUGGUGUGCCUAUGCGUCUGAUUGGUUGGUGUUCUCAAGCCUUAUUUGACGAUGAUCAUCAUCUGAUCACUGGUGAACGAUACUUAGGUGUUUUCGAUGCAGUAACUACGAGUCGAACUGGUUUUUAUUCGCUAAGAAAUGUGUUUGAACGGAAUUGUCCAAUAUUGAGUGUGUCAUUUCUCGAUCAAGCUUUCGUUCUACCUGAAGUACAGGCUCGAAAUGAUAUGCAUACAGUGAAUUUCAAUGAAAUAAGUCGAGAUAAACAAGAAAUAUUAUCUCGAUUGCUUAAACGACCAAGUCUAUUAUUAGUUGAUCAUAGUGUUAUGAUUGUAAAUGAUCAUCGAAAACAAACAUUUCCAAUGAACACGUCGGAUGAAGAACGUGAGUUUUCCAUUGACGAAUGUCAUUUUCUCUGGUCACAUCGUCAUGUCGUCAUUCGCAAAUCAUACGCUCUACCAAAAUUACUCAAAUCUCGUACUGUAUGGGAUUAUCCAAGUUUAAUCGACAUUUAUGCACUUCUCAACGAAGUUACACACGACCGUACCGUUGAUGAAAUCGAAUCUUUAGAACUUCUCCUUCCAGCAUUUCCUGACAUGCAUAUCCGCGAAUUUGCCUACCGAUCCUUAAUAUCAUGUUUAACACCAGCAGAUCUUUUGAUCUAUCUACCGCAAUUAUUACAAAUAAUCAAAUUUGAUUAUACUUACUCUUCGAUCCUUAUCGAAUACUUACUCAAGCAAUCUCUUAAUGACCAUUGUCUAGCACACAAAUUAUACUGGCAUUUACGACAGUUACUCAUAACCGAGCACUUGCAUUAUAUACGGUAUUAUUAUCUAUUUCUUUCGCUACUCUACGUUUUAGACGACAACUUUCGUGCCGAAUUACAACAUGAAUAUGAUUUAUGUUUGAAUUUAAAACGGAUUGGAGUGAAACUCAAAGGCUAUAAAUCGAGUAAUAAAGGAAAUUUUCUAGUCGAACAAUUCAAAGAGAUCAACAAUGAAUUCUUCCAAUCGAGGAAGUUAACGUGUCGUUUACCGUGUCAAUUUAAUUUUAUGACGAAUAAUUUGGAUAUUCCUUCGUGUUCAUUUUAUAAUUCCUUAACUGUACCAAUAAAACUGGUUUUUAAUCCGACGGAUUCAUCAUGCGAGAAAUAUUACUCAAUUUACAAAAUCGGUGACGAUUUGCGGCAAGAUCAAAUCGUUCUUCAGUUGUUUUCAUGUAUGGAUCGGAUCUGGAAAGGCAACGAUUUCGACUUUCGUUUGAGCUUAUUCAAUGUUGUGCAAACACAAGAACGUUGUGGAUUCAUCGAAAUGGUCACCGAGAGUGAAACAUUGAGAGAAAUUGAAUCGCGUUCAGGUACAAUUAAAGGAUCAUUUGGCGAAUCUGCUCUCUAUGAUUGGCUACGUUUACACAACACCACAGAGCGAGAAUUUCGUACGGCAAUUGAAAAUCUCACAUACUCAUGUGCGGCAUAUUGUGUCGCAACAUAUAUACUAGGUAUUGGUGAUCGGCAUAAUGAUAACAUUAUGGUUAAACAAUCGGGACAUUUGUUUCACAUUGAUUUUGGAAAGUAUCUCGGCGAUACGCAGAAAUUCGGUUGGUUCAAUCGUGAUCGUGCUCCAUUUGUGUUUACGAAACAAAUGUUAUAUGCCAUGUCCGACGGUGGUACAUCGAAUGAUGCAUUACAUCGUUUUGUUGAUCUAUGCUGCAAUGCGUUCUGCACGAUUCGACAAAAUUCGUCUUUACUUCUCUUGCUUCUUUCACAUUUGUGUUCGUCAAAUGUCGCCAAUCUCAAUUACGAUGCCGUUCGAUUUGUCUACGAUCGUCUGUCGCCCUCGGCAACCUACGCUGACAGUAUCACGAAUUUUACGGAAUUAAUCGUCGAUAGUUUGAAUUCAACUUGGACAACAUUGAACUUUCUCAUUCAUGCAUUCGCACAAACAACAAGCUCAGCGAGUUCAUCAAACGCGAUUCCGAUGGGAUCAACAUUAUCAUUUGUACCGAAAACAUAUACUAUAGCAACAGAUGGAAAGAUCAAAUGCGGUCAAGUCGUCAGUUACGAAAAACGAACUCAUCCAAAUAAACAUUACGUAUACAAAGUCAGAGUUGAACGUGAAAAUCUAAACGAUUCCACAAUGAUUCAUUAUCAAAAUAGUAAAAGUUUAUAUAGUACAUAUCAUUAUCGUACUUACAAUGAAUUCUAUGAAUUUUUCGAACGCUUAAAUAAGCAAUUUCCGCUGGUUAAUCUCGAUUUGAAAUUUACUCGUCAAGCAGAAGAUAAAAUGGUCGCGCAACGACGCGUUAGUGAUAUCAAUGACUUUCUCGGAAAAUUAUUCCAUCUAACAACUGAAGUUAUCGAAUCUGAUCUUGUCAUAACAUUCUUCCAUCAAAUCCAACAAGAUCAACAGAUAAAUGAUACCAAAGAAAAAUCUCAUGAUGAUUUUGCAUCGCGUUCGAUGUAUGACAAUCCUUCGAAUAGCCAAACUAAAAUUCGCAUACAGUUGAGAUACGAUGCUGGUAAAUUAUUUGUCAUGGUUCGUUAUGCGAACAAUUUGCCAUUGAUUAGUGGUAACGAUCCGAAUCCGUAUUGUAAAUGCUAUCUGUUUCCGGAUGAAUGUAAAUCAACAAAACAAAAAGGAAAAACGAUUAUGAAUACGAGAAAUCCGAUUUUUAAUGAUACGUUUACGUACCAAAUGGAAUUAUCCGAAAUUCAGAAACGUCUUCUUCGCGUCAGUGUUUGGAACAAUGUGCUAACGAGCGGUAAUCGUGCAUUAGGUGAAGUCGAUAUAGUUCUUUCUCAAAUCGAUUGGUCGAAAGAAAACGCUCGUGACUAUACAUUUUCAUCCAGCAUUGAUACAUAUUUCAUGUCGAUGUAUCGUUAUCCACGGACAACAACUGACGUUCUUAGUUUACGUUUCAAUCAAGAUUCAAGUUGUUUCAUCUGUGCCACAAGUGAUGGUAUCCGAAUAUUCAAUGUCGAACCGUUUGCUCAAAAGAGUUUCCUUGAUGUGGAUCGUGUCACUUAUGCAGAAAUGCUCUAUCGCACAAAUUUAAUCGCAUAUGUACCUGCUGAUCGUGUUACUGGUUUACCAUCAAAUGUUGUUAAUGUGUACGAUGAUGAACGAAAGACACAUGUGCUUGAACUGUGUUUUAGUCUACCUGUUGUUUCUAUCCGAAUGUCACGAACAAGACUGAUUGUUGUACUUGUCAGUAAGGUGCAUAUUUUCUCGUUUCCAAAUCAAUGUCGACUUUUACAUACAAUUGAGACAAGAGACAAUCCGAGAGGACUUUGUGAACUUUCCAAUAAUGAUGGAUCAUUAUUAGUUUUUCCUUUCAAUGCAAAGGUAAAAGGUGGCUUUGUACAGUUUCUAAAUAUGAACGGAAUCGAAAAUGAUAUGUCGUAUAAUCCACGAAUAAUACAAGCUCAUACGAGUGAACUAGCAGCGAUCGCUCUAAAUCCAGUCGGAACGUUGUUAGCUACUGCUUCCAAACGAGGAACGUUGAUACGUGUGUUUUCAACGACAGGCUUAUGUGAAAAGUUAUAUGAAUUUCGUCGUGGAUCGGACACCGCUGAUAUCCAUAGCAUAGCCUUUAGUUUUGAUUCCAGUUUUCUCUGCGUGUCAAGUGACAAAGGCACCGUUCAUUUAUACGGAAUACGUGAUCCGAAAUUGAAUCGAAUGGUUUCAAUUCAACAUGCGCUAAAUGAAGCUUUUGGUGAUUUAUGCAGUUUUAAAGUCGCUAUUGAAUGGCCAUGCAUAUGUGCAUUCUCCGGUCCUAGUCAUGUUGUUGCCGCAAGUUUUGAUGGCACAUUUCAUAAGCAUAUCUUUACUACCGAUGGAAAAUGUAAUCGCGAAGAAUUCGAACUCUAUUUAGAUGGAAUGGAUGGAUGUGAUUUUUAA
Molecule: messenger RNA, 6030 nt
Organism: Adineta ricciae
Lineage: Eukaryota; Metazoa; Rotifera; Eurotatoria; Adinetida; Adinetidae
Source: the annotation of a GenBank genome assembly